AUGUAUUAAAACACUUUGCAAAACUCAAUAAAAAGGUUUGACAAAUUAACUACUUCUGAGACUAAAUAUUCUCGACAAUCUUAAGAUUCAUAUUAUCUAAAAAAUAAAUAGCAAACCUAAUUGGCAAUCCCCAGUUUUCGAACCCUCAUUACUUCUAGAUGCAAAACAUAAUAAACUAUUGAAAUACAAUAGGAUAAAUCGCCAACUACCACUUAAAGAAGAAUUCUUAAAAAUAAAGAUGAAAUUACUGAAAAACUUAUUCCUAGAUCAAAUGAAAUACUUGAAAUAUAUGAUGAAUUCGAAAAAAAUUAUAACAAUGUAAAAAUGUUGAACUCAUUGACUUCUGAAUUAAAUUAUUUGGAUCAACAAUUCUAUACUAAUAUAAAUAAAUAAGCAUAAGAAAAUAUUACAUAGGUGAUUAAUUAUUAAAACAACUAUCUCACUUAAUGUGAUUUAAAUUAUGAAAUGAAGUUAGAAAUUUAAAGGUUUCGAUUUCAGUACUAUAGAAUUAGAAUCAAAGAUUAAGAAUCUCCUAUUCAGAUAACAUUUUUUAGCUAAAAUGCUCAAAUAAACAGUCUCCGAUCAUAUUUUUCAUUAAAAAUUGAAUUUCCAACAAAAUUUAAUGCUGAUUAUUAAGUAAACAGUAAAUCAAUUAGAAUUUUCGCGAACAAUACGACUUCUUUUUUUACUGAAGACUAUUUAUUUAUGACAUUAUAUUCACAAAAUGAUUUUUUAUGUACUGUGGUUGUCACAUUUGGAUUUGAGAGAAAAAUAAAAGUUAAUAAGCCAUAAAAAGCUCAAUCCUUGUUUGAGGAUUUUAUUCCAAGAACUAAAAAACAAAAGUCUUAACCAAAAUUUUAUCAACCUGAAGCUAGAUUAUAAAAUCUUCUUAAUCCUGAGACAUUAUAAUAAAUAAAAUCAGAAAGAUAAAUCAAAUAAUAAAAAGUACUUAAUAAUGGAAAAAAUAUCAUAGAAGAAAAAUUAUUAGUUAAGAAGAGUAAGUUAUUUGUGAAAGAUUAGAUUAUAAAAUAUAGAGAAAUUGAAAAAAUGACUAAAUAAAAAGUUUCAUAUAGAAAUGCACUUUAAAAAGCAUGGUUAAAAUGUAUUUUUACAACUAUCUUUCUUCACAAUUUACAGUAUUUUUUAUUGGUAUCGUAAUUUAUAUAUUAUUUAGUGUUAAAAAAAAUAAAUUCGACUUGAAGCAAGAGGAAAAUUAUUAGUUUGGUAAUUAUAAACAAAAUCAUUAAUUUCAGUUAAAGAUUUUGGAGAUACUCCUAUUGAAAGAACAAUUUUUAAGUCAUCACUUUCAUUAAAUGCUAUUUGCAUGAUUUUAAAGAAACCAAUUAUAUAAAAGGCUAAAAAAGUAGUUACUUCUUAUUUACAAUCCAUAAUAUUGGCUAUUAGUGUUCUGAACAAAUAUUAAAGAUGGACAGCAAAGAGUAUAUAUAUAUUUUAUAAUAAAUAUUAGUAAUUUCCAUCUAAAGAAAUUUUAGGAAUAUGAAAUGCAAAAAAAGAAACUUUAAGGAAAAGCUUUGGAGAUUAAUAAAAGAAGAGUUUGAUGAUAUCAUUUAUGAAUUUGCUUAAUUAAAGGGCAUAACUUCAUAUUAUGAUUAUGAAGAGAGAUCACAUAUUCAUAUUGAUACGUAUUUGUUUAUAUUAUUUAUAGAGUUUUAAUGUUUUCAUUAUUAGAUGAAUAUGCUUAAAAAAAAAAGGAGAUUUGGUAAAAAUAUAUACAUGAUACAUUUGUUGUUAAUAAUCCUAAGAAUGUAAUUCAAUUUAUUAAUGAAAGAGACUAAUAAGUUUGGCAAUCAAUUUUAAAAAACCUUCUUUGUUCUAGUUACCUAAUGAAUUCGAGAUCAGAGAUAUAAUAGAGAAGUAUGCAGCUAUCAAAAGGCUUAUCUGA
Molecule: messenger RNA, 1903 nt
Organism: Paramecium pentaurelia
Lineage: Eukaryota; Ciliophora; Oligohymenophorea; Peniculida; Parameciidae
Source: the annotation of a GenBank genome assembly